Messenger RNA from Mucor velutinosus, 1167 nucleotides. RefSeq lists its product as uncharacterized. Gene Ontology annotation, molecular function: protein binding. The transcript has a single exon. Bases 1 to 1167 code for a protein of 388 amino acids. The record is from RefSeq and is a predicted model, not a curated record. NCBI's taxonomy places the organism in Eukaryota, Fungi, Mucoromycota, Mucoromycetes, Mucorales, Mucoraceae.
AUGUUGUUAACUCGCGCUAUAUCUCUUCUCUCAAUAUUUACUGCCGUAGCAUUUGCAGAAUUAGUACCUGUUUCUCCGUACACUGGCAAGCACAAGGCAAAUUGUCAACACUCGAAAUUAACAGGUGCCCUUGUUGAUGGGAGGAUCUACACAUUUGGUGGCUGUUAUGCUAUCCCUUACAUUAUCGACCCUGAUGAUGAAUCUGGAGAACCAUUCGGAAGAUACAAUGACCAUCAAAAUGUCACAGAGUCAUCCAAUGUCUAUGAUAUAGCUUCAGAUACCUGGUCCUUUGAAACUAACACACCUCGUCUACUGCGAGGCUCUUCCACUGUUACUAUCAACAAGGAUAUAUACUUUUACAACAUUGACUCCAAACCAAGAACGACACAACUCAAUCUAUGGAAAUACAGCACAGAUACCAAGACAUGGUCUGAACCAGAUCAGUUGCCAUUUUUGAUUCACGGUAGUUUAUUAACUUGCCACAGUAACGACAAAAUGUACUUUAUGGGCUCUCAAGAUGGCUAUCAAAGAAACAUUGUUCGCGUUCAGAAUUUGUUGAGCAAUCAGUGGGAAGAUCCCGUCUAUCUCGACAAGCGCAUCUACGCAAAGAAGCUUCUCUGUCAUGAAACGCAUAUAUCAGUGAUCGGUGAGAAAGCAGACAAGGAGGAUGACAUAGCGAUCUUUGAUUUUCAACGUGAAAGUACCUACACCCAGAACCUGAUCAAUGUCUAUCACAAUGGUUCUGUUCAAAUAGUAGAAAACUUCAAUAUUACCUUGGGACACAGCCGCAAUGGUGGAAUAGCUCAAGUAUUCCCGCUAAAAGAAUGGUUUUACAUAUUUGGUCUAGAUGAAUCAAACAGCGCUACUGAAAUCAGCAAGAUCAACACGUUGACUCUGGAAACUGUCAAGUUGGAUACGCUGCCUUAUGCAUUGACCAAUGUCUUGAUGGUGCCGACCGAAAAUGACGAAAUCUACUUGUUUGGUGGCGGAAAAGAAAAGAUAUCUGUUGGUAGGCCAGCUCCCAAGGAAGACCAAAACCCAUCAGUGCCCAAGAUCAAGACAUAUAAUCACAAGCUUAUUAUACCUCCUACUGAUGUGGUAAAAGAGAGUACAGGUGAAGCAGGCAAACAAGGUGGCCAUCUCAAGUUGCAAGCUCCAGAUAAAUAA